This is a messenger RNA of Epinephelus lanceolatus (giant grouper), 2902 nucleotides long. It is a transcript of the gene xrcc1, whose product is annotated as X-ray repair complementing defective repair in Chinese hamster cells 1. The record is from RefSeq and is a predicted model, not a curated record. Gene Ontology annotation, molecular function: damaged DNA binding. Gene Ontology annotation, biological process: base-excision repair; double-strand break repair via nonhomologous end joining; single strand break repair. NCBI's taxonomy places the organism in Eukaryota, Metazoa, Chordata, Actinopteri, Perciformes, Serranidae. Gene Ontology annotation, cellular component: nucleus.
AUGCCAGAAAUCAAACUCAAACACGUCGUUUCUUGCAGCACCGAGGACAAUACUCACAAGGCAGACAACCUGCUGAGCUCUGAAACCUACAGGAAGUGGAAAGCAGCAAGAGCUGGGGAGAAGCAGACAUCAGUCAUUCUGCAGUUCGAGAAGGAGGAGCAGGUGCACAGCAUUGAUAUUGGAAAUGAAGGGUCGGCUUUCAUCGAGGUGCUGGUGGGGAACUCUUCAGCUGUCAGAGACCAGGAUUAUGAGGUUCUUUUGGUUAUGUCUUCCUUCAUGUCCCCCACGGAGAGCCGAAAUGGCACCAACAUGAACCGGGUGCGAUUCUUUGGGCCCAACCAGCUGCAGAAGAGCACAGCACAGGAGAAGUGGGACAGAGUGAAAAUUGUGUGUAGCCAGCCAUACAGCAAGAACAUAGCAUACGGACUGGCCUUUGUUAAGUUUCAUUCACCGCCUGACAAAAAUGAUCCUCCUCCGACAAACUCCCCGAAACUGACGAAGCUGGGGCAGUUCAGGGUGAAGGAUGAGUCCUCUACCCCUGGUCCCAGCCUUCAGCCAGGCAGUCUCUUCUUCAAUCGCGACAAUGCGGCAAAGUCCAGCACUUCACUUAAAGUGUCUCCUCAGAGUGAGAAGUUGAGUUACGCCGCUGCUGCCCUGCAGGCUGGUGGCAGCUCGUCCCACUCGUCAGGUCAAGCUUCCUCCUCCAGCUCUGCCUCACCACAGCCACCAGCCAAAAGAAAAUUUGAGUUCAGCAAAGAGCGGCAGUCUGCCUCCGGCCCUCCGCCCUCCAAGAAAAUAAGCCCAGCUGGCUCGCCUGAGGGCAAAGCUGUGACCCCCAAACACAAGCCGAGCCCAGCCGGCACGCCGAGCCCCAGCACAGCAAAAGUUUCCCCAGCACAGAGGCCACCUGACAAGAAGCGGGAGAGCCUGUCCAAACCUGAACCCAAACCCAAACCCAAGCAGCAGAAAGCAAGCACGCAGCAGGUCCCAUUCCAGCGGAUGAUGGAGGGGGUGGUGUUUGUCCUCAGCGGCUUCCAAAACCCCUUCAGAGGGGAGCUGAGGGAAAAGGCUCUGGACAUGGGAGCUAAAUACCGACCUGACUGGACGCCCGACUCCACACAUCUCAUCUGUGCCUUCGCCAACACUCCUAAGUACAGCCAGGUGAAAUCAGCAGGGGGCAUCAUCGUACGGAAGGAAUGGGUACUUGACUGCCAUAAGAGGAAACAGAAGAUCUCCUAUAAACGGUAUUUGAUGGAUGGAGCAGAGUCGAGUUCGGAGAGCGAAAUGGAAGAUGACGACCAGAGUGAAGACGAAAUUAACACAAAGACUCCACUGAAGCAGGAGAGACAAGUGACCCCCAAAAAGACACCAGAGAAGAGGAAUGAUGAUGAUGAGUAUGCCGGCUCCACUGAUGUGGAUGAACCAGGAGGUGGUGAUGAGGACUCUGCCGUGGACACUGAGGAUGAGCUGCAGAGGGUGGAGAACGAGAGCAGACAGAAGAAAGCAGCAGCAGCAGAGGGGAAGACAGUGAACCAGGAGGAUCCAUACGGGGGGUCGACAGAUGAAAACACCGACGCUGAGGCUGAAGAGGAUCACCCCAUCCCUGAGCUACCAGACUUCCUGAAAGGAAAGCACUUUUUCCUCUAUGGUAAAUUCCUUAACAAUGAGAGGCGACUACUGUUGAGAUACAUCGUUGCCUUUAACGGACUGAUUGAGGACUACAUGACAGAGAAGGUGCAGUUUGUGGUGACCAGUGAAGGGUGGCAUGACUCCUUUGAAGACGCACUGAUGGAGAACAGCAAUCUGAACUUUGUCAAGCCUGCAUGGAUUUACGCAAUAAAUGAACGACAAAAGCUGCUGCCGUAUCAGCCCUACUCUGUCGUCCCCUGAACACUGCGCUGUAUGUACACACAAAGGUGUGACUCACUUACACUUCAUAUCCAGACCAACAGGGAAAGCCAUACAUACAUUUUUUUUUACUUUUUCAGAUUCACUGCUUCACUUACAUAAAAGCAAAAAAAAAACAUUACUGUUUCAUUAAUGCAUUUCCACUGACUUUAUACUUGCUAUUCAUGAAAUGUCUUCGGUCCUCAGGUGUUUUCAACACAGAUGUUCUCACCUUUCAGCCAAGAUGAGGUCUUUUAUAAUGUGUCUGUUGAAGUAAAUGUUAGGAUAAGGUUUAGAUUUAUUAUUAGCUUUUUAUUUGAAGGUUGUUAGGUUUAGCUUUGCAAGAAAGUAACGUCUUCAUCGUCAGUGUGCUGCUCAGGCACUUUGAGCAAAGCACACUCUCCGAUUCAGGACUUGCUUGAAUUCUUUGGACCCUGUACUGCAGUUUGCUGCGGCUCACCUUGGCUACCUCAGGCUCUGUCUGGAAAUGAGUUACCAUCCUGUCCUGACUGCCAGCGGCACUGAUAAGACUCUGACAUGUGUAAGUGGGAAGACCAUUAUGAGACCAGCCUAAAGUCGGGUGAAAGGUGCCAUUUAUUUAAGGCUGCAGCCACCAAAUGCAAAAAACCGGGACAACUAACCCUACAAAUGAAUAUAAAUUCUGGGGGACUGUUUGUUUUUCUCCUUCUAUUUUAUUAAAUGCCAGGAGUGGGGAAAGUGAUGGAUUUGUUGGUGUUAAAGUUUGAUGAAUCUCAGUUUGUGGUUUGGUUUUAUUCAUGUUUGCUGAAUAAAUAUUACAAGAGAUGGACUUGCUCGACAGAUGUGAGGACGUAAAACGCACGUCAGCGUUUUGCGUCACUAGAGAUUUCCCAAAAUGCUUCUUAAGACAUGAGGAGGCGACACGAGGCUUGCUCGUCCAAAGCAGCUUGUUUAAGUCUCUUGUCUCAAACUUUUUUUUGUUCUUAACUUACUACUUAAUUAUUUUGUCUAAAUAAAAAAUAAAUUUUUAAUUGAA